Messenger RNA from Sinocyclocheilus grahami, 404 nucleotides. RefSeq names its product thioredoxin-dependent peroxide reductase, mitochondrial-like. Gene Ontology annotation, biological process: hydrogen peroxide catabolic process; response to oxidative stress; cellular response to stress. NCBI's taxonomy places the organism in Eukaryota, Metazoa, Chordata, Actinopteri, Cypriniformes, Cyprinidae. Gene Ontology annotation, molecular function: thioredoxin peroxidase activity. Bases 15 to 404 code for a protein of 129 amino acids. Gene Ontology annotation, cellular component: cytosol; mitochondrion. The transcript is spliced from 4 exons. The record is from RefSeq and is a predicted model, not a curated record.
UACUUAUUUUUGUAAUGCAUCUUAAUUUCUUCCUACUUGGCAGCACAUUUGUUUGCCCCACAGAGAUCAUCGCCUUCAGUGACAAGGCCAAUGAGUUUCAUGAUAUAAACUGUGAAGUAGUUGGUGUGUCUGUGGACUCUCACUUUACCCACCUGGCCUGGACCAACACCCCGAGAAAGAGUGGAGGAUUAGGGAAAAUCCACAUUCCCCUGUUGGCUGACCUCACAAAGCAAGUGUCCAGGGACUAUGGGGUCCUGCUGGAGGGUCCUGGAAUUGCACUAAGGGGUCUUUUCAUUAUUGAUCCUAAUGGAGUGAUUCGACACAUGAGUGUAAACGACUUGCCAGUUGGACGCAUUAAGCCAACUCCAGCUGGCUCGAAGGAAUACUUUGAGAAGGUCAACUGA